Molecule: messenger RNA, 1561 nt
Organism: Trematomus bernacchii (emerald rockcod)
Lineage: Eukaryota; Metazoa; Chordata; Actinopteri; Perciformes; Nototheniidae
Exons: 3
Coding region: 1-1485 (494 amino acids)
Source: RefSeq, a predicted model, not a curated record
AUGGACGCCUGGCUGCUGCUCGCUGCGGCUGUUUACCUGGCCUCUAGAGCUGGAGCUCAGUCGACAACAAACGACCCCCCCUCUGUGUUCCCAGCUACUGCCAAUACUAUGAUCCCAGAUACUGCCAAUACUAUGAUCCCAGAUACUGCCAAUACUAUGAUCCCAGAUACAGCCAAUACUAUGAUCCCAGAUACUGCCAAUACUAUGAUCCCAGAUACUGCCAAUACUAUGAUCCCAGAUACUGCCAAUACUAUGAUCCCAGAUACUGCCAAUACUAUGAUCCCAGAUACUGCCAAUACUAUGAUCCCAGAUACUGCCAAUACUAUGAUCCCAGAUACUGCCAAUACUAUGAUCCCAGAUACUGCGAAUACUAUGAUCCCAGAUACUGCCAAUACUAUGAUCCCAGAUACUGCCAAUACUAUGAUCCCAGAUACUGCCAAUACUAUGAUCCCAGAUACUGCGAAUACUAUGAUCCCAGAUACUGCCAAUACUAUGAUCCCAGAUACUGCGAAUACUAUGAUCCCAGAUACUGCGAAUACUAUGAUCCCAGAUACAGCGAAUACUAUGAUCCCAGAUACUGCCAAUACUAUGAUCCCAGAUACUGCCAAUACUAUGAUCCCAGAUACAGCCAAUACUAUGAUCCCAGAUACAGCCAAUACUAUGAUCCCAGAUACUGCCAAUACUAUGAUCCCAGAUACAGCCAAUACUAUGAUCCCAGAUACUGCCAAUACCGAAUCACCGGGAAAAACUACUAAGAGACAACUCCAAAUCCAGAAGAGACAACUCUACCUACAGGAGGUACAACUCCAAAUCCAGAAGAGACAAGUCCAAAUCCAGAAGAGACAACUCUACCUACAGGAGGUACAACUCCAAAUCCAGAAGAGACAAGUCCAAAUCCAGAAGAGACAACUCCAAAUCCAGAAGAGACAACUCUACCUACAGGAGGUACAACCCCAAAUCCAGAAGAGACAACUCCAAAUCCAGAAGAGACAAGUCCAAAUCCAGAAGAGACAAGUCCAAAUCCAGAAGAGACAACUCCAACUCCAAAUCCAGAAGAGACAACUCUACCUACAGGAGGUACAACUCCAAAUCCAGAAGAGACAACUCUACCUACAGGAGGUACAACCCCAAAUCCAGAAGAGACAACUCCAACUCCAGAAGAGACAACUCCAACUCCAACUCCAGAAGAGACAACUCCAACUCCAAAUCCAGAAGAGACAAGUCCAAAUCCAGAAGAGACAACUCCAACUCCAAAUCCAGAAGAGACAACUCUACCUACAGGAGGUACAACCCCAAAUCCAGAAGAGACAACUCCAACUCCAGAAGAGACAACUCCAACUCCAACUCCAGAAGAGACAACUCCAACUCCAAAUCCAGAAGAGACAAGUCCAAAUCCAGAAGAGACAACUCUACCUACAGGAGGUACAACUCCAAAUCCAGAAGAGACAACUCUACAUACAGGAGAGACUACUAACCCUAACCUGACCACUGUCUUUUAUGACAAUUAUACUGAUAAUUUCACCAGCGACUGGACAGAUACUACUCCUCUUCCUACUACUGC